Molecule: messenger RNA, 981 nt
Organism: Asparagus officinalis (garden asparagus)
Lineage: Eukaryota; Viridiplantae; Streptophyta; Magnoliopsida; Asparagales; Asparagaceae
Exons: 1
Coding region: 1-981 (326 amino acids)
Source: RefSeq, a predicted model, not a curated record
AUGAAGCAGAUAGCAAGGAAAGUUGCUAAAGACUGGAGUUGGACUUCCAAUGUGCAGGAAGCUGAGAAUGGCAGGAUUUGGAUUCUUUGGAACAAGGAUAUUCUGAAAAUUCAAAAGGUGAAUUCAAGCAAUCAGUGUUUAACUUGCUCAGUUCAAUUGAAUAAUGACAAGUUCUCAUGUAUAAUGUCUGUGAUACAUGCUUCAAAUCAAAAAGAAGAUAGGAAAAAACUAUGGCAAGAUUUGCUUAGUCUCAAAAACAAUAUUUAUUGUCCUUGGAUUGUUGGGGGUGACUUCAUUGCAAUUAUGAGUGCUGAAGAAAAACUAGGUGGAACAUCUACAACUGAAGCUGAUACAGAAGACCUCCAGAAUUUUAUUUCAUCCAGUCAGUUGCUUCAUAUCAAAUCCAUUGGAUGUUUCUAUACUUGGAAUAAUAAACAAGAUGCUGAUACUAGAGUUUGGAGCAGAAUUGACAGAAUUCUGAUUAAUGAAAAAUGGCUACAUCAUUACACAUCAAGUCAAGUGGAAUUCUUAACUCCAGUUUGUUCUGAUCACUCACCAGCUCUUAUAUCUGUUGGUGAUGAAGAUUUUCAAGGUAAAAAGCCCUUUAGAUUUUACAAAAUGUGGACAAAACACCCAGAGUUUCUAACAGUUGUGAACUCUGUUUGGAGGCAAGAAGUUAAAGGGUAUAACAUGUACAAGAUCUACUUCAAACUCAAAAUGUUGAAACAUGCUCUCAAAGAAUUGAACAAGAAACAUUUUAUGAAUAUUGGAGAGCAAGUUCUUAGAGCCAAAGAAAAGUUGAUUGGAGUUCAAAAACAACUGAAUUUAGAUCUUUUUAAUAAGGAUCUUAUUUCUCAAGAAAAGGAAUGUAUUCAAAAAUACAAUGGACUGCUUCAAUGUGAGGAAUCAUUUCACAGACAAAAAGCAAAUAUCAGUUGGGCUGUGCAUGGAGUAAGUGUACACAAUAUUUCCAUUCAGUGA